GUUAUCUUAUCAUAAACAAAAAUGAAUUUUCUAUUAAGUUUUUGGAUAUUAAUUAUAGCAUUUAUUUGGAGAGUUAUAAGUCGUGGUGAUUUGGGGUUUUCUAUUAGCACUAGGAAAUUGGAUGGGAAUUGCAAAAGUACAAAGGAUUAUUUAGAAGAUAUUUCAUUAAUUAGCUCAUAUUCAAAAUUUAUUCGUCUUUUUUCAAUUAGUGAUUGCAAUUGUAUGAAAAAUAUUAUGCCUGCUAUAAUUUCAGAGAAUAUGAAGAUUAUUCUUGGAAUUUGGCCGGGUGGUGUUGAUACUGUACAAUUUAGAGAUCAAUUGUCGCUCCUAAAAGAAAUUCCUCAAGAACACGUUCCUUAUAUUUAUGCAAUUUCAGUAGGAUCGGAGGUUCUUUAUCGCAAGGAUUAUUCAGAUGAAAUUUUAUUGGAUCAAAUUAUUACUGUUCGCAAAUUGUUAAAUGAGAUGAAUUUUCAAUCUAUUAAACUUGGAACAGCGGACACUUGGAAUGUAUAUGCUGAUGGAACAGCCAAUAGAAUUAUUGGAGCUUUGGAUAUUGCUUUCGUUAACUCUUUUCCAUAUUGGCAGGGCUAUGCAAUAGAACAUUCUGUUUAUUCAUUUUUUGCUGAUAUUUCCAAUACUAUUAAUGUCAUUAGAUCUAUGAACUAUAAUAUUGAGGUAUGGAUUGGUGAAACUGGGUGGCCUACAGAUGGUCUCACUUAUGGAGCUGCUGUACCUAGUGUUGAAAAUGCUGCUUAUUUUUGGGCCAAUGUUAUUUGCACGUCUUUAUUUAAUGGUCUUAAUGUUGUUGCUUUCGAAUUAAUGGAUGAACCGUGGAAAGGAAAUGCUAUUGGUUUAAGUGGUCAAAGUUCAAAUGUUGAGAAAUUUUGGGGUGUUUUUACGAUUGAUAAACGACAAAAGUACAGUUUGGAGUGUCCUAAAGAAUCUGAGAAAGUUAUAUCUUCUAUUAAUAGUAAAAUUAAUAAUCUAUCAGAUUCGGGUAAUACAAAUAGUGAUGGCUCAAAAGUAGAUUCUGAUAAUACGGAUAAUGAUGGUUCAAAAACAGAUUUUGGUAAUGCAGAUAAUGAUGGUUCAAAAACAGAUUUUGGUAAUGCAGAUAAUGAUGGUUCAAAAACAGAUUCUUGUAAUACAGAUAAUGAUGGCUCAAAAGUAGAUUCGGAUAAUACAGAUAAUGAUAGUUUUGAUGAAAUUUUUCAUGAUGAUGAUUUCUUAACGGAUAUAAAAGAACCGAAUAAGUCAUUUCGCGUUUCAUUUUGUCUAAAAAAUACAUUUUAUUUGAGUUUUACUGCAAUUUUAUUUUUAUUAUUUUUUUAUUGAAGUUAUAAGCAUUAUUUUGGUAUUGAAAGUUAUUAGGUAUUUUUUACAGGAUUAUGCUAUGAGGGUUGCAUUAAUGUUAUUGUUAUACGUAAUUAGAAAAUAAUUAGUUAAGUUUUAAAAAAAUCA
Messenger RNA from Pneumocystis murina B123, 1461 nucleotides. RefSeq lists its product as hypothetical. Gene Ontology annotation, molecular function: glucan endo-1,3-beta-D-glucosidase activity; 1,3-beta-glucanosyltransferase activity. The record is from RefSeq and is a predicted model, not a curated record. Gene Ontology annotation, biological process: carbohydrate metabolic process; cell wall organization. Gene Ontology annotation, cellular component: fungal-type cell wall; extracellular region; cell surface. Lineage: Eukaryota; Fungi; Ascomycota; Pneumocystomycetes; Pneumocystales; Pneumocystaceae. The coding region runs from base 22 to 1335 and encodes 437 amino acids. The transcript is spliced from 2 exons.